Molecule: messenger RNA, 603 nt
Organism: Aspergillus mulundensis
Lineage: Eukaryota; Fungi; Ascomycota; Eurotiomycetes; Eurotiales; Aspergillaceae
Exons: 2
Coding region: 1-603 (200 amino acids)
Source: RefSeq, a predicted model, not a curated record
AUGUCAUCUCCGGGGAUCAAGGUCGAGUGCCUCUUGAAUGUCGUCAAGGUAUCCGAGUAUGACGCGCUUUUGACAGCUGUCCAACAUAUUGCCAGGCAUGCCGCGUACAGUCGAAACAAUGAUACAAAGCCCGUGGACUGCUGGCAAACGGAUGUGUUGAUUGAAGAAUACUGUGAGGGCCCCGAGGCCGACUGUAAUUUCGUUCUGUGGAAGGGGGAGUUUUUGUUCUUCGAGGUGGUCGUUAACUUCCCCUGCGCUGGAGACAACGUGGCAGCAGGUAACUUCAAGGAAACACAGCUGGUCUUCCCAUCUGCAUCGCCGCCAGAACAACAGGACGUACUGCGCGACUCGCUUCUAAAAUCCAUCCUCCACCUGGGCUUCCACUCGGGAAUCUUCCACGUCGAGGCCCGAGUCCGCAAUUCCACCCACGAAUAUCGACCAAGUCCGAAUGACCAAGGGAUAGAUCUUCACCCGAGAUCAGAACCAGCUCCAUCAGAUGCAAGCGUCUUCCUCAUCGAGAUCAAUGCUCGACCCCAGGGUAUAUGGACACAUGCGCAAGCAUGCUUUCUCACGGUGUUGACCUCUUCGCGCUACAGACUCUGA